Messenger RNA from Manis javanica (Malayan pangolin), 2026 nucleotides. RefSeq names its product pleckstrin homology domain containing B1 (gene PLEKHB1). Gene Ontology annotation, biological process: regulation of cell differentiation. Gene Ontology annotation, cellular component: membrane. NCBI's taxonomy places the organism in Eukaryota, Metazoa, Chordata, Mammalia, Pholidota, Manidae. The record is from RefSeq and is a predicted model, not a curated record.
GGGGGUGUAGGCCUGGAGCUCAGCCUGGGACUGAAAUGCCCCAGGCGCUCUGGGGCGCACAAAGCGCAGGCGCAGCGGGUUGGGCGGCAGCGGCAUCAAGUAGCGGCGUUUGGCAACAGCAUCUGCAACAGGUGUAGACAGGUUCCACCUGACUCCACCCUGGAAAGUCCUUUUGAAGAAAUGGCCCUGGUGAGGGGCGGCUGGCUGUGGAGACAGAGCUCCAUCCUCCGCCGCUGGAAGCGUAAUUGGUUCGCCCUAUGGCUGGAUGGGACCCUGGGCUAUUACCGUGAUGAGACAGCGCAGGAUGAGGAGGACCGUGUGCUCAUCCACUUCAACGUCCGUGACAUAAAGAUCGGCAAAGAGUGCCAUGAUGUGCAGCCCCCAGAGGGCCGGAGCCGAGAUGGCCUGCUGACCGUGAACCUACGGGAGGGCUCCCGCCUGCACCUGUGUGCAGAGACCCAGGAUGAUGCCAUAGCAUGGAAGACGGCGCUGCUGGAGGCAAACUCCACUCCGGCCCCAGCUGGAGCCGCCGUCCCUCCCAGGAGCCGCCGGGUUUGCCCCAAGGUCAGGUGUGUGACCCACUCAUGGAGCCCCUGUCAGGUUGAGAGGCGCAUCUGGGUGCGCGUCUACAGCCCCUACCAGGACUACUAUGAAGUGGUGCCCCCGAACGCGCACGAGGCCACAUAUGUCCGCAGUUACUAUGGACCUCCCUACGCGGGCCCCGGCGUGACGCACGUGGUAGUGCGAGAGGAUCCCUGCUACAAUUCAGGCGCUCCGCUGGCCAUGGGCAUGCUCGCCGGGGCCGCCACGGGUGCAGCGCUCGGCUCGCUCAUGUGGUCGCCUUGCUGGUUCUGAGCCCUGGGACUCGGAUUAUGGAUCCUGCGCACAGAUCCAACAGACCCCCUUUUCCUUCUGGGCCCCAUCCUCCGCCAUCCAAGCCCUGCCUCACUUUGGCCACUUCCUCUCCAUUGGCCUGUUCUGGGCUUAGAUCAUCCCUCCCAUUCCCUACCUUUACCCCCCACAUCGGAAGAAGCUAUCAUUCAGACACAAGCAUAGCUCAGAAUCCUUAUAUUUACUGCCAGACACCCCAGGAAUCCAUAAUAAAAACAUAUGGAUGUUAACCCCCAAACAUACCAGGACAAAGAAAACAACUCAGUGGCUUCCGGUUACCUUGGUGCUGGAGAUACACGAGUUAGCUUCUUUCCUCCGCUAUUCUAGGAUUGGUGGAGAAAAUAAGAGUAAACAAACACUUGACAAGGUGGAGUUAUCAGUCCUUUGACAUAUGAGGGCAGAGAAGAAGGUAGGCUAGGAGUAAGAUUGCUGGCAGGAGUGUAGAGCUGUGAACAUCGUGGCAUAUCCAAGGAAUUUAAAGGAGUUAGGUUGCGCUGGGGUGGGAACAAGGAUCAGAACAUGACAGCCCUCCAGGCUAAGGAGCUUGCUGGGUAAGGGGGAGAUGUAAACUUUUUUGGAGGGAAGUUUCAUGGUUACACCUAUAAUGAAUAUAUUGCUUGUUUUGUUAAUACUGCCAGUACCCAAACCCAAAACACUCCCCGAGUUUAGCCCCAUCCUUCCCACUACCAGCUUCCUGGGUCCCGUUCCUUCAGUGCUCAGAAUACCUGUUUGCUAUGUAAGGGUGCCUGGGGCAGGAUUUGAGCUGAAGCUGGGGGGGCAGGUAAGCUGUUUGGAACCUCUAGCCCCAGGAAAUGCAUUUCUGGUCCCCAGAACCUUGGUCCUCUGUCCAUAGUUGCUGUCACCAUCUCAUGCUGUCUCUUCAUAUCUGGGGGAGAUGGCAGUGUUCACCUUGGGGGCCUGAUCCACCUCUGUCCCAAUCCAGGAAGCCCCACAUGGGCCUCCCUGCAGGUUUCCCCAUGGGGUCCCCCUCCAGUCUCUCUCUUAUCCUGUCCCAAUCACCAGUAGAAAUGCUAACAUCCCUGCCCAACAGCCAGAGUAGCCUGCUAAAGUUCCCUUGUAAUAGGGGUCCAGUGGCCCUGCUGUGGAGACUAAUAAAGGUGUGUAGUUGGCUCUA